UAUUAAAUGUAAGUGAAUUAAAUACUCCAACUAAAAGGUGUAAAUAGGAGGACUGGAUAGAAAUAUAUGAUCCAACUAUAUGGCUUGGAGGAACACUUUAGGUUCAAAGACAUAAAUAGGUUAAAAGUAAAAGGAUGAGAGAAUAUAUACCAUGCAAGCAGUAACCAAAAGAGAGAGAGAGAGAUGCCGCCCUGCUCUCCUCAGCCUCCGGCCUGCCAUCUCCUUGAGACCUAACACCAUGCCUUCAAUUAAGUUGCAGAGUUCUGAUGGAGAGAUAUUCGAAGUUGAUGUUGAAAUUGCACAACAAUCUGUGACUCUCACGACCAUGUUGGAAGAUUUGGGAAUGGAUGAUGGAGGAGAUGGUGAUCCAGUCCCCUUGCCAAAUGUUAAUGCAGCAAUAUUAAAGACGGUCACUCAGUGGGGCACCCCCCACAAGGAUGCUCCUCCUCCUCCUGAGGAUGAUGAGGAGGAAGAAGAGCGAGCGGAUGACGCCCCUGUUUGGGAUUAAGAAUUCCUGAAGGCUAACCAAGGAACACUUUUCGAGCUCAUAUUGGCUGCAAACUACUUAGACAUCAAAGGUUUGCUUGAUGUUACCUGCAAGACUGUUGCCCAUAUGAUCAAGGGGAAAACUCCUGAGGAGAUUCGAAAGACAUUCAAUAUCAACAAUGAUUUUACUGAAGAAGAGGAAGCCCAGGUACGCAAAGAGAACCAGUGGUGUGAGGAGAAGUGAAGUUUUGUGUCUGACACUGUACACUGUAAGGAUUGUUCCAAAUGCUAGUUGCACUGCUUUAUUUAUAAUUGUUAAUAUUAGAAAAACAGUCAACAGAUGCAGCAGCAAAUCAGUUGUAUUAGCGGAAUGUUGUCCUCUUGCAUGUGUAGUUUCAGUAGAUUCCACACUUAUGGCUCCGUUUCUUCCAGUUUGAUCAAAAGUUCUUUUUUCUUUGCUCUGAAUAAAAUUGAACUGUGGGUUCUCUAUAGAAAGUGGCAUUUUGAGCUUUCCCUCUUUUUGUAAAGCAAUUUCUAGUUUGUUGUCCAGUUAACUUUAGUGACUUUUAAAAGUUGGCACUGUAAA
Molecule: messenger RNA, 1072 nt
Organism: Hippopotamus amphibius kiboko
Lineage: Eukaryota; Metazoa; Chordata; Mammalia; Artiodactyla; Hippopotamidae
Product: S-phase kinase-associated protein 1-like
Exons: 1
Coding region: 152-508 (118 amino acids)
Biological process (GO): SCF-dependent proteasomal ubiquitin-dependent protein catabolic process
Cellular component (GO): cytoplasm; nucleus
Molecular function (GO): cullin family protein binding
Source: RefSeq, a predicted model, not a curated record